CUUCUCCUUCCUUGUUCCUUUCUCUCUCUCUUUCUCUUUCUCUUUCUCUCAAAGUUAGUAUCUCAGUACACCUUUACGCUUUGUUUCUUUCUUUCUUCUUCUUCUUCUUCAUCUUCUUGGUGUUUUGAUUCAGAAGAAUGGUUUCAUCAGAUGAUUGGACGAAGUGCGCUAUGAGAGAUGGACAAGUGGUGGCAGAGCUUUUGGUAACGCUCAAAGAAGCCAAAGCAAUCAAGAACCCGACAGUAUCAGCUCUCCGGUGGGGAAUCAGACAGCCACGGUCGUCUCAGUCUCCAAGAAAAGAAGCUGAAUCUAGAUGUAGUCCGAGUACACCACUAUCUUGGAGUGGUGGUUGUGGUGGUUCUUCUUCUUCUCCUUCUUGUUAUUAUGUCGAUGGUUACGAAGCUACUAGUCGUCGUAUCAGCUCCGUUGGAUCUAGAUCUAAGGUUCUUGUAACGACCGCAGACUUAGAUUUUGAUGUCAAGAGGUUACAGAAGAAAAAGGACAUGGCAUUGCUUAGAUCACCAUUUAGCGAGAGCAAGAACUUGAAGAGAAUGAAGAAUAUGGUAGAGAACGAGAAUCAUCGCAAGGCGGAUGGCAAUUUUUUGCUACCAGAUUUGAAUAUAAUGCCAUGUGAGGAAAGUAGUGACCAUUGUUCAUCUUUGGGUGUGGAAACAACACUAUAUGGUAUAGGGAUUAUAAGGUGAAAGGGUAACUCAACUUUAACCAUGAGAAAGUGGUUUGAGAGACAGUGACCCUCUAGUUUGAUCAGAGUAUAGUAAGCUGAUCUUGAUCAUCUUUUGGCUCAAAAUGGUUUGAGCCUGCGCAGGAGCUCGAAACAAAUGAAAAGAUGUUCUACCUAUAAACUACCUCAAGGAAUGAAGUUUCCAUUACAUUGUGGAGGUGGUUUUUUUUAAUAAAGAUCAUCAUCAAUGUGUAAGUUAAAGACAGAACUAAGAGAUCAAACUAGAUCUAUUCUUAUUCUUGUAGCAGCAACAAGAAUAUAUUUAUUUUUUCUGUUGUUUGUCUAAGGAGAUAUAUACAUAUCACUUGUGACAUUGUCUUCAUGACCUCAAAA
This is a messenger RNA of Capsella rubella, 1075 nucleotides long. RefSeq lists its product as uncharacterized. The record is from RefSeq and is a predicted model, not a curated record. Bases 138 to 704 code for a protein of 188 amino acids. The transcript has 4 exons. NCBI's taxonomy places the organism in Eukaryota, Viridiplantae, Streptophyta, Magnoliopsida, Brassicales, Brassicaceae.